This is a messenger RNA of Spodoptera frugiperda (fall armyworm), 487 nucleotides long. Its product is annotated as chorion class B protein Ld34-like. The coding region runs from base 2 to 487 and encodes 161 amino acids. Gene Ontology annotation, biological process: multicellular organism development; chorion-containing eggshell formation. Gene Ontology annotation, cellular component: egg chorion. The transcript has a single exon. The record is from RefSeq and is a predicted model, not a curated record. NCBI's taxonomy places the organism in Eukaryota, Metazoa, Arthropoda, Insecta, Lepidoptera, Noctuidae. Gene Ontology annotation, molecular function: structural constituent of egg chorion.
AAUGGGCCUAUCUCCAGCCCUAACCAACCCUGGCCUACUGAACAAUGGCCUAGUUUCCCCAGCCUUAGCAGCCAGAGGCCUUGUAGCUGAAGGCAUUUACACUCCGACCAUGGAAUUCACGGCAACCAGUGGCGGCUCUCUACCAGUAACCAGUUCUUCAGCCAUCGCCCCAACUGGAAUUUCCAUAGUAUCUGAGAAUGUGUUUGAAGGUGCUCUGUCCGUAGCUGGUGAACUACCGUUCGUUGGUACUACGGGAAUGGAGGGAGCUAUGCCUUCUGCUGGUGCUGGUGCCAUAAACCAUGCUUGUGGUAAUGGUGUGACUGCUAUGGCAAGUGACUCUAUUGCUUACGGCGCUGGUGCGGCCAUUCCUCCUAUUGCUGCUACCUUCCCUGCCGGUCCGUUGGCCGCUCCAGUAGCUGCCUUUACUCCUAACCCUCUGUCUGCCAGGAUUGGGCUGAAUGGAUGUGCUGGUAACAUCGUGUAUUAA